AAAUGUGGUGGCAUCUCCCUCCGAUUAUCUUUUACCUAUAAAAUUACGGCCACCUCUCCGCUUCCGCCUCCGCUCCCCAAGUAAUACAGACUCUACAACACUCUGCUCACUCUCCAAUACUAGGGGUUUUCUUUUCAACUCUCUCUCUCUCUCUCUCUCUCUCUCUCUCCAUUGUUGAGCUUUCGUAAAUUCCUCUAUUGACAUUCGUAUAUUCUACCGACGAAUACGUACUGUUUGCGUAUUUAUACGCGUACAGUGAAAUGGACGCUUAUUCGCUGCAUCUGGCGAUGGCGGCGCUCGUCGGAGCGUCGUUUGUCGCGGUUUCCGCGUACUAUAUGCACAGAAAAACCCUAAACCAGUUGCUGGAGUUCGCCAAGUCGAUAGAGAGGGACAGAGAAGACGCCGCCGCGGGGGAAGGCGGCGCCGACGACGACGCGGAGGAGCGUUUGAAAAAGUACCCUUCGCGGAGGCGGGGGAAGGGGAACGGGGGUUACUACCGCCGCGGUUCCGCAUCGUCGCCGGAUGUCACCACGUUUUCCGGCGGCGGAGAAGGUGAAUUGAGAGAGAAGAGGAACGCUCCCGUGCGUGUGGAUUCGAUUCCGGCGGGUUUGCCGAGGCUUCAUACGCUUCCCGAAGGACAUCUUAUUCGACCCACUUCACCCAAAUCACCGGUCGCUAGUGCAAGUGCAUUUGAAAGUCUAGAAGGUUCAGACGACGAGGAUAUUAUGACCGAUAACAUCGACUCUACAUAUCUUCAUACAAAUGGAAAUGAGAAUGCGACAGAUCAUAUCAACGCAAACGGUGAACAAGCACCGUUGGCUACGCCAAGCAUGAUUCGGUCCCAUAGCGUCUCGGGUGACCUGCACGGGGUUCAACCUGAUCCCGUAGCUGCUGAUAUUCUGAGAAAAGAACCGGAGCACGAGUCUUUUGUUCAAUUAAAAAUAUCCCCCUCUGAGAUACCGUCUCCGGAUGAAGUAGAGGUUUACCGUACUCUGCAAGAUUGCCUUGAAAUGCGGAAAAAAUACGUAUUUAGAGAAGCUGUUGCCCCAUGGGAAAAGGAAAUUUUAUCCGAUCCUAGUACUCCAAAACCAAUCCUGAACCCAUUUGAUCAUUACCCUGUGGCAAAAUCUGAUCAUUAUUUUCGGAUGGAAGAUGGAGUUGUUCAUGUUUAUUCAAAUAAAGACUCAAAAGAGAAACUUUUUCCGGUCGCUGAUGCUACAACGUUUUUCACUGACCUGCAUCAUAUUCUCAAGGUUAUAGCAGCCGGGAACAUCCGAACCCUAUGCCACCACAGGCUAGUUCUUCUAGAACAGAAAUUCAACCUUCAUCUAAUGCUCAAUGCGGACAGAGAAUUCCUGGCUCAAAAAAGUGCACCACAUCGAGAUUUCUAUAAUGUGAGGAAAGUCGAUACACAUGUUCACCACUCAGCUUGCAUGAACCAGAAACAUCUUUUGAGGUUUAUAAAAUCGAAGUUGAGGAAAGAACCAGAUGAGGUUGUUAUAUUCCGAGAUGGGACAUAUCUGACCUUGAAAGAAGUCUUUGAGAGCUUGGAUUUAACUGGGUAUGACCUGAAUGUUGAUCUGUUAGACGUGCAUGCUGACAAAAGCACCUUUCACCGCUUUGACAAAUUUAAUUUGAAAUAUAAUCCCUGCGGUCAGAGUAGAUUGAGAGAGAUCUUUCUGAAACAGGACAAUCUUAUCCAGGGUCGUUUCCUUGCUGAAGUGACUAAGCAAGUUUUUUCGGAUCUGGAAACAAGUAAAUAUCAAAUGGCUGAAUAUCGGAUAUCAAUAUAUGGUAGAAAGAUGAGUGAGUGGGACCAAAUGGCAAGUUGGAUAGUGAAUAAUGACUUGUACAGUGAGAAUGUUGUAUGGUUGAUUCAGCUGCCAAGACUCUACAAUAUCUACAAGGAGAUGGGAAUUGUGACGUCCUUUCAGAAUAUCCUUGAUAACAUCUUUCUGCCUUUAUUUGAGGUCACCAUCGAUCCAGAUUCACAUCCGCAGUUGCAUGUUUUCUUAAAGCAGGUUGUUGGAUUGGAUCUCGUGGAUGACGAAAGCAAGCCUGAAAGACGUCCAACAAAACACAUGCCUACGCCGGCUCAGUGGACCAAUAUAUUUAAUCCUGCAUUCUCAUAUUACGCAUACUACUGUUAUGCUAAUCUCUACACCCUGAACAAGCUUCGGGAGUCAAAAGGUAUGACCACUAUAAAGUUCAGGCCCCAUUCCGGAGAGGCCGGUGAUAUAGACCAUCUCGCGACAACAUUUCUCACAGCUCAUAAUAUUGCACACGGAAUCAAUCUGAGAAAAUCGCCGGUCCUUCAAUAUUUGUAUUACCUAGCCCAGAUUGGUCUUGCUAUGUCUCCUCUGAGCAACAACUCCUUAUUCCUAGACUACCAUCGCAAUCCGUUACCCAUGUUUUUCUUACGGGGCCUCAAUGUAUCCCUCUCAACUGACGAUCCGUUACAAAUCCACUUAACAAAAGAGCCACUGGUGGAAGAAUACAGUAUUGCUGCUUCAGUUUGGAAGUUAAGUUCAUGUGAUUUGUGUGAGAUUGCUCGUAAUUCCGUGUAUCAGUCUGGUUUUUCACAUGCAUUAAAGUCUCACUGGAUUGGAAAGCAGUAUUUCAAGCGAGGACCAGACGGGAAUGACAUUCACAAGACAAAUGUCCCUCAUAUAAGGCUCGAAUUUCGUGAGAUGAUAUGGAGAGAGGAAAUGCAACAGGUUUAUCUGGGCAGGGCAAACUUUCCCAAGUUUAUUGACCCAUAACUCGCUCGGCUAACUUGCAUACCAGGCGUCAUCGGUACUUGAGCACAGAGGUAAUAAUAUACUUACCU
Molecule: messenger RNA, 2830 nt
Organism: Erythranthe guttata (spotted monkey flower)
Lineage: Eukaryota; Viridiplantae; Streptophyta; Magnoliopsida; Lamiales; Phrymaceae
Source: RefSeq, a predicted model, not a curated record